Molecule: messenger RNA, 1841 nt
Organism: Ruditapes philippinarum (Manila clam)
Lineage: Eukaryota; Metazoa; Mollusca; Bivalvia; Venerida; Veneridae
Product: transmembrane protein 254-like
Exons: 4
Coding region: 62-430 (122 amino acids)
Source: RefSeq, a predicted model, not a curated record
UUUUAUCCAAUAUUAUUUGGAAAACUCUGUCUUUAUCCAAAAUUAGGCACAAGUAAACAAAAUGAAAGGUCCAAAGUAUAACUCCAAUUACUUCACAUAUCCAAAGCCUAUAGAGGGCAUAAUUGUUGCACUGUUGAUGCUUCUUUUCUAUCUUAGCUUGUUCAGACCAGAGAGUGUAUUUUUAGAUUAUUAUGGACCUCUUGGUACUUUCGGAAGAUACAUGAACAAAAACCAUAUUGGAGUUCUUCAGAUGAUACGUGUUGCAGCAGCUGCAGCACAUAUAGGAGAAUCCAUUUAUGCUGGCUUUUUAUGCAGGAAGAAAAGAAUCAACACGUUGCCAACAAUAUUGUGGAUGAUACAAACGUUAGUGAUGGGUUUUCCCUCUCUACUACAGUUAGUGGCUUACAAACCUGGUAAAAAACAGGGCUGAUAGUUGGAUAAAAAUUAAUAAAAUUAGGAUACUUUAAUUGAUAAUUCUCAGGAAUAAAGUUGAUUUAAGCAAUUGGUGAUUAAUUAUAACCAGGCAAAUACCUCAGGGCAGAGAGUCGCCCUACUAUGUUACUCUGGACAAAAGUUGAAGGUAUGAUUGAUUUUAUAACUGGACAAAAAAUGGUGAAAGGGCAGUGCUUAUUGAAUAGUAAAAUUAAUGACAUUUAAUCAUUUAAGGAAAUUUAAUGACAUUUAAUCAUUGAAUUGAUAUUGAAAAGGAAAAUUAAUGACAUUUAAUCAUUGAUUUGAUAUUGAAAAGGAAAAUUAAUGACAUUUAAUCAUUGAAUUGAUGUUAAAUUUAUGGUCCUGGAAUUUUACUUUGUUGAACAAUUGAUUGUGUAAUGUGCCAAAAACCGGUUCUUGUUUUUUUUUCUUCAAUUUUUGUAACUAUUCCAAGUUAGCUAAUUUUGAAUUUAGCACUUAACAGUACAUGUAUAUAUUGACUGUUCAGACAGAGCAGAUAAAGUUGACCUGACUGCACGAAUAGAGAAGCUUGAAAAGUUCUAUAAAUAGAAUUUGUUUCUUGUAUGUUCAUUAUCAGGUCUUCACUUUGAAUGUAGUUAACUAUUUGGCAGAUUCACAUUAUCUCUUUACAUGUUAAACAUGUUUCAAUCAGUUACAUGUAAAUAUCGAAAUAUUGUCUCUGAUUACUUUACAUAAUAAGCAAUAUUUACUCUUGUCUUCAUUGUUUUGUGGCAGAGGUAUCGGGUCAAACAAAAUUAUGCAAAACAUUUUGUUAUUUAUGCACCAUGUCAUCGAGGAUGAGCUGUGAUUUUUACAUUUUAUACGAGGAUCAUUGUUAUAAAUUGAUGACGAUUUUUGUAUAUUUUGACAUUGGAAAUUAAUGAAUGGAUUAACUUUGUAUGUAUCUAUUGUGUUGGGGGAGUCUUUUGCAGAGAAUGAUGCACUUUGCAGAACAAAUUGUGUGUAAUGUAGAAGAAUUAUUGAAAUCCUAAUACGUAUUUACAUGUAUUUGAAAAUAACUGAAAAAGAAAUAUUUUCUGUUAAAAUUGGGAAAUGUUUCAUUCAUAAAAUUGUUGCAGUCAUAUUCAUAAAAUUGUUGCAAUCAUGUUUUUUUAAGAUAUAAAGCUUUAAAACUGCUAAAAUAGCUGAAAAAUUAAACUCAAGAUUGUUUAUAAAUUGUAAAUAACAGAUUCAGUCAAAUAUGGGAUUUUUGGCUCUGUAUAUGUUUGUGUGAUUAAAAUAAGAAUGAUUGAAUUAUUUCUUUUACUUCUUUUGACUUGUAUUUGCUUUCAUGUAACUUGAUUCUGUAAAACAGAUUAACAUGUUUGAUUAUAUUGUAUGCUCAAUAAGUUAAUUGAUUUGUUUUAAUUUAAUAAUAAAAUGAUAAA